Molecule: messenger RNA, 2498 nt
Organism: Blastomyces dermatitidis ER-3
Lineage: Eukaryota; Fungi; Ascomycota; Eurotiomycetes; Onygenales; Ajellomycetaceae
Product: Sad1-interacting factor 2
Exons: 2
Coding region: 164-1789 (541 amino acids)
Source: RefSeq, a predicted model, not a curated record
CUUGGCUUUUGGGUGCUUAUUAAGGAAUUUCACCAGAGCAGAGGCUGCAGAACAGAGCAGAGCUGCUACCACUUUGAUAGACCUUCAAUUCUCUCCUCUCUCGGGCCAUGUCUGAGCUAUUGUGUGAUUACAAUUGGGACUAGAAUCCAUCUCUCUAUCAGUCAUGGGGUCGAUAAGCAGAGAAACCUCUUUCCUGCUUGAGCGCCAGGGUUCAAGCUAUCCAUCUACGUCACAGGAUGAGCCGCGCCCUCGUCGGAUGGUUACCUUCGAUCCCAUCGCUCAAAGCAGGAGCAGUACAUCAAAUGAUACAGCCACCUCAAGGGACUUCUUGAAGCCUCCCCAUACACGCAACUCCCUAAUGCAGAAUAGCUCUGGCGGCAGUGGCGCUCCUGUCCUAGCUGCGCUCAACAGCAAGGUCCGUCGUCGGCACAGCCAGGGAGCUAUCUACAACCCGGUAGCCACGGCUCCCCCUCCAGGCCAUCCUAAAAUUGGCCCUCAACGAACAACUAAAAAUACUCAGAAGCUUAAAUUGCUUCCCAAUCCCGUUACCGGUGGAGAAGACCAAUUCUCAGAAGAAGAGAUCCCGAGAGAAGUGUAUUCGCAGAUCACCCGGAUUAAAGAGCCAACUGCCAGAAAACAUGCAGCAAGGCUAGGUAAAGCGGAUCGGGACCGCGUCCCGCGCGUGACGGCAUAUUGCACUGCGAGUUCGUAUACAAUCGACGGCGUCGUACGGUUUCUUAAAUCCCGUGCUGAAACGAGAGGCACUAAUCCAAAGCUUUUCGAUGAAUGUGUUUAUUCGCCGUAUAACUAUGACUAUGAGCAGAAGAAAAAACGCUCCACUUUGCUUAAGGAAGAUGAACAGGAAAUACCAGCAGUCUCAGAAAUUCCCAGUCAGGGACAUGAGCCGCGGCGGUUUUCUGAUAGUGAAAUCGAGGUCGAAAGCCAGAGGAUUCAGCAGCAAGAGGGGCUUAUCGACUUACACGAAAACCACCACGGGCCACCAACAGACUCUUCUACCGAUAUAUCUACCUCCCACGCUCUAGGACCUAUAUCCUCCGCUGACGACGCGAACGGGUCCGAUUUCGAUACAUCAAUCCAUACUCCAGAAGUAUUUCUUUUCGACUACGGCACUAUAGUAAUAUGGGGCAUGACACCUGCCCAAGAAACCCGCUUCCUCCGCGAGGUAUCCAGAUUUGCGACUGCAGUCCUCAGUAGCGAAGACACGCAGAUCGAAAACUUCAAUUUCUACUACACUCGCGACUACCAAGCUCGCAUCUACAACGACUUCAUCUCCCUACAAGAUCCGCACAAUUAUAUGACUAAGCUCGCCAUCUCCCACGCCCUCUCCCAAUCCGUCAAGACGUCGCUCUUCGAGGACCUGGUUUCGGAAACCAUCGCGAAGACCUCACCGCUGCCCGCACAGAUUGCAGAGACGGGUAGCGUGAACCUCACGCGUAGACAGAUUAAUAUGCAAAUUGGCGAAUUGUUUAUUCUACGGAUUAAUAUACAUCUGCAAGGGUCUGUUUUGGACAGCCCUGAACUUAUGUGGGCGGAGCCACAGUUAGAACCCGUCUAUCAGGCCGUACGUAGCUAUCUGGAGAUGGACCAGCGGGUGGGAUUGCUAACAGAGAGGCUGGAUGUGAUUGCGGAUCUGCUUGCGAUUUUGAAGGAUCAGUUGAGUCAUCGGCAUGGGGAGUAUCUGGAGUGGAUUGUAAUCAUCCUCAUCGCCGCUGAAAUUGUCGUUGCGGGCAUAAACAUCGUAGUUGACCUGUAUGCAGGAGUCGAUUAGAACAACCACACACCAUGGAGAGCGAGCGGUAAAUAAACCAUCCCAUCCCACGACGCCUCUUAAACAUCAACAAUCAUGAUAUACUUCGGCUACCCUAACCUUCCGCCCUCAAAGCCUUGUAUAUUUACGUGUGUCUACAUUUCAAGAUCCUAUUUCAUACGACCGUCUGUCCACGCUGUAUAUCUGUAUUAUGUAUACUGUACAUAUCUUCACAUUAUUCCUAGAUAUCCAUAUCUCUCCGGUACAACGAGUUACGCAGCCUUAUCUUCAUUUCAAUUCCAAGUUCGAAUUUCCUUCUCUAUUUUACUCCCUCUCACAUGCACGCUACUUAGUUCUCUCACCCAGCCUCAUCAAGAUCAUUAUGGUUGUAUUUUACCGCUCUAUAGGGAAUGUAUUAUUAUCUUGCCCUUCUUUUCUAUUGACUUGUCCAUUUGAGGUAGUAUGAACACUCGUAGUUCAUUUGAUUAGAUACGCAACUAAAUAAUAGAGAAUAAACGAUCAGAUGGACACCAGACGGGGCUACGUACGUAAAACCGAUUCAUGAGUAAGGAUUAUCGUUGGCUUCUUUUCUCUCUUUGGCCCCCCAUCCCUCCACCUCUCCCAAGCUUUCAUCCAGGAAUGAUACGGAUGGGCAAAAGAAGAAGUUUGAAUAUACGAACCCAACCCAUUCCAGGUGCGGAAAAGCGAAGGUCUCUAUGGAACGAAAUAC